Messenger RNA from [Candida] anglica, 2053 nucleotides. The record is from the annotation of a GenBank genome assembly. NCBI's taxonomy places the organism in Eukaryota, Fungi, Ascomycota, Pichiomycetes, Serinales, Debaryomycetaceae.
AGCUCUUGUUUACUACCAGACGUUAACCUUCCCCAUCAUGUCGUUCCAGCCUGAGAAACCUCCCACGUCGUACAGCGUGCUCGUCGCGCGUGUCCAGGCCAAGAGACUUCGGUACAUCAACAAGAUCGCCGUGUUGGUGGCGCUUGUUUUGGCGACUCUUCUCUCGAUGUUUGUUCCGCAACAUCACGUUGAACCAGAAGCCCCAGUGACACCCCAAAAGUCGUCCGUGUGGUGGACCUUGGCCUGUGUGCUAGUCUACAGAGCGCCCUUUAUCUGGAUAGCCCUCAUUGUGGUGCGGCUAGCGCGUGAUCUGGCCAAGGCAACCACCGCAUACAGCGCAUCGUCCCGAUCUUUGGCCGGUCAAUGGAUCGCCUCCACAUUGUCAUCCCUGCAAUGGGUCAAGACUUCUCUUUUCUACGUGGGUCUGUCCUUCCUUAUCUACCUUGUCCUGUACAUCCAGUCCCCCAUCCGCUGGUCAAUCGUUGCCAAGGAGUACCGUCACCGAGACAAGGUCAAUGAAGAUUUCAUCUUUUACAUUUUUAGUGGCGCCUACGUGGCCUUCAUCUAUGCGUUACACCAGGUGGUCUGGCAAUACCAACGUUUGUCCUUGAUCAAAAUCGGCGUCGCCAAAUUGAAUCCUCAACAAUACUUGUUCAAGAAUAAGAAUCAACUUUGGUUGCCCGUCGCCAGUGUGGUCAAAUCCCUUGUGGUGUCCAUUUCCUCCGUCUUGGUGUAUUACUUCCUCGCCGGUUAUGGCGCUAGAUCCUUGAUCUACAAGGCCAUGUGGCCUCUUUUGGUCAUUCUGAAAUUAGAAACCGCAUCACUGGCCCUGCACCCUUGGAUCUCAUUCAACAUCUUGUCCCAUACCGCCAUCACCUCCUUUGUUUGUGUCUUGGGUUGGGACUUGCUCAACCAUUUCUACACCGUGUAUGCCUGUAUUGGGUGUCUUGACGGAGACAAGCCUUUGUCAUCGUACAGCUCUGACCCAAUCAAUACCCUUUUAUCGGGCUUGAGAGGCGUUGAAGGUGGUCUUCCUCGAGUUCUUGCCUUCCAAGAAUUGGCUUAUUUGGCCACCACUUCCGAAGAUAUUGGUAAGAAAUUGAGAUUGAAUAUAUAUAAUGCAAAAAAUGGCUCCUCUUUCUGGUCUUCCAUCGUCGAAGAAUGUUCCUUGGUCAUUAGAGAGGGCACUCUGAGAGUCAACUUCAGAGAAUAUAGUCUGUUUGCUCCACCAACUCUGGUGUCCCUGCAAUUGGUCCAUCAACAACAACAAGAAACCCCAGAAUCUUCUUCGACUCGUGAAGAUGAUAUUUUCGGGAAUUCCAUCGUCUCUCUGGCCACUGCAUCUCCAUCUCCUCCAUUGAGAAGAUAUGUUGACAGCACCACCACCAGUAAACCCACGAGCGGGCGCGGGACCGGGACCGAUUCUGUGUCUCCCCUCUCAUCAAUCACCACCAAAUUAACCCCAUACAUCCAAAAAUAUCUUCCAACCACCUUUUGGGCUCGAUUCAACCAAUGCAUAUCUCGUACAAAGUCGCUUGCCACUCUUCGCAUAGAACUCAUUAAACUCUACUCAACAUACCAUCAAGAGUUUCUUUCGACCGUCGUCGGGGCCCCCUUCAGAAUCACUCCAGAACGUGAUGCGGAGGCUAGAAUACGCGACCCGGUCACGUUUGGCAAUGCGGUCAUUGCGCUUGCCAAUCUUCUUCAGCAUGCAGCUCAGGAUGACCGUAGGGGAACUGUGCUGUCCACUCACAUUGCCGAGGUGCUCACGGUACUCGAGCGUCCAAUCAGGGCCUUCCACAACUACUCGGAAACCCUCCCUAGUAACGUAUAUCUCAGUGUUACUCAACGCGCAAGACCAGAGCUUGUUAGCCAGCAUGUGGUUGCCUUGCUCCAUGACUUGUGUGUCAAGGAAUUCUUUGACGUGUGCAUCAAAUAUAACUCCAAAUUGAACGACCUUGUGUUGUCCUCGCGGGUGUUCAAGCUCGCUAAGCGCGUCAUUGACACUGCCAUUGCCCAGCAACAACGUGAGUUGAAACGAAGAACUUAUUAA